UGGGUGUCACCGGGUCCCCAAUGCACGGCUAACUUCGCAAAAAUCCGACAGGAGAGAGAGAGUGGAAGGCGGGUUUUCUAGUCACUGUCCAUAUAGUUUAGGAAGGGAAGAGUUUCUGAAGAUUCUCAGGACGAGACACUAGUCCGGAGUACGCGUCUGAAUAGGAAUAGUAACGCCGCGGGACUCAUGGGAGGUGGUGAGGUUACAAGGGCGGGGUUCACCAUGAUUUGUGCCUUGCUAUCGAUUUGCAGUUUCUCUCAUUGUGGUGCUUUAGCCAGUCUUUAUCGAGACAUGAAAGUUUUAGUGGGAGAGGAAAUGCUACUAGAGUGUCACAGCAACCUCAGCAACAUAAAUUCUGUAGACUGGUAUGUAAAUCACUCUUCCACGCAAACUCCAAUUGCCAGCUGGAAUCCAGGAGGUCAACCUGAAGUCUAUGUGCCAUUGAACAAAAUGCGAGACAAACUGGUCACACCAAGUGGAGACCUGAGUAUAGCAGAAGUGGAUCGUUAUCAUGCAGGGGUUUACACAUGCAUUGUUAUAGGUGAAAAUGGUGUAGAGUGGAAAAUUCAGUACAAUGUAGUACUAGUAUUCAAGGGUUCAACAACUUUGGAAUCAGCUUUCCAAGAUGUUACUGGUUCAACUCCAAAUCCAAAGGUCCAAGGUCUCACAAGUCCUGCAACUCCAUCAGUUGGGACAAGUCUCUUUGCCAGCUUCAAGAUAAUUUUUUGUCUUAUAUGGAGUGGCCUUGGCAUUUUAUAUUUGGCCAGCAACUGAUUAAGAAAAACUUAAGUAACAUUUUAAAUAGUAUUGAAAUUAAGACUUAGUAGCUUUUCUCAUCUGUAAGUCAUCUAGAUUGUGACCACUGACUAGGGCCCAAGUCCAUUUGAAGGAAGAAAAUAGCUUGCUUCCUGGUCAACAGUUUAAGGAUGACCUGAUGAGAAGAGCUAGAGAGUCUAAUUUCAGCUUGUUCACAGUGUCUGUGUAAAAAAAUCUCUCAUUAUCAAUGUGCACUUCACUGGGAUUGCAAGAAAUGGUUUACCAUGGUACUAAUUGCCCUUAUACUUAUUGGAGGUAGGGGUGCAAAACCAACCUGAUAAUAUGAAGAAAAAAGUGCUUAGCUUCAAGAAAAAGGACUGUUUCUUUUCCAAUUCAACCUGUAUUUAAGUCACCAGUUUGUAAGUUCAAGCGCAAUUAGUAGCAUGGUUCUCCUCUGCCAGAAAUUUAUAGUAUUCAUCCACUUGAAGGCAAUAGGUCAACCAGUUUUUCAUUAAAUGUGUUAUCUGUAUGGCAUAAAGUAUAAUGUAUGGUGAUAAAAAAUGGCCUUACUUUAUCCAAAAAGUUAAGAUGAAACUGAAUUUUUGAACUCAACCUGUAUUUUACUAAUAUUCAUAAAGCCCCUAAGGGACUAUUCCCAC
This is a messenger RNA of Lingula anatina, 1415 nucleotides long. RefSeq lists its product as uncharacterized. The record is from RefSeq and is a predicted model, not a curated record. NCBI's taxonomy places the organism in Eukaryota, Metazoa, Brachiopoda, Lingulata, Lingulida, Lingulidae.